AGGGAGGUGGCGUCCGCCAUAGACCUUAUGAUUUGGUGAAUUUUAUUUCAUUGUGGGUUCAUUUCGUUCAGGAAGGGGCUAAUUUCCUUCAGGGGUUCAGAUUUGAUUUCAUCCCCGUCUCCACUGAACAGAUGCCCGGCUGACCGAUGUGUCAAUUCCCCGCAUAGCCCCGCCUACCUUGUCCUUUAUUGGCUAUCACCGACUGAUGGGCAUCACGUCGGCCCAACGGCGCUAGACAGUUUACGCUUCCCACACUUCCCUCUCCUGAUUGGUCCGUAGGUGGAAAGGGGCGGUCGCCUCGACGGGCUCAGUGUGGGCAACUUUACGCAAGCGCAGUCAACGCCGAGCUCAUUGAGCGCUGGAAUUGAUGUGGAAAAGUUUCUAAAUGGUUUCCCGUGAAAAAACAAAUCCUUGGUGAAUGGAGUAAAACCGAAGGGGGAGAGCUUGUAUUGUGUCUGCCCUCACGUACGCCCGUCAACCGACCUUACGUGCUUCCCGCGAACAGAAAUGAGCCGGCAGCCAAUCGGCGACGGCGGCGGCGGAGACUUCCAGCCAAUCGGGAGAGCGGAUGGGCGGGUUCCCCGGUGCGAUGACGUCAUGGGCGCAGGCCGCUGGCUGCCUUCAUUGUCUGAUAUAGGGGGGCAGGGCGUUUUUGCGCCUUGACGGGCUUCAUAGUUGUGUUUUAAAUGCUCGCGGCGAAGAAAUGCAGCUGGAUGGUUAAGGAGAUGGUUGGAUUUGUUGCAUUGCGUCGGAAUUCGGUGGCCGGGACUGUACACAGAGGGUCCCGGGACCGCUGAGAAUUGAGGGGGCGGGGGGUUGCAAACUAGUGUGGAACCAGUUUAAAGGGACAAAGACCUUCCUCCUGCCUCUGCUAGAGUAGAGCCUGAGCUUGUUCAACCGGUCCUGGUAAGAUGUGCUGUCCAAUGCAGCAUCCUGGAAGGACGUGAAAACCAUAGAAAAGAUGCAGAGGAGACUCACAAGGAUGUUGGCUGGAUUGGGGAGCAGGCCUUAUGAGAACAGGUGGAGCGAACUUGGCCUUUUCUCCCUUGGAGCGAUGGAGGAUGAGAGCUGACCUGAUAGAGGCCACGAACCUAUCAAUCACCCCUGCUGUGGACCACUCUCUGGAGGUCCAAGACACCGACUUCUACAAAGAAAGGAUCCGUUUGCUCCAUGACCGCUGGACUAAGGGCCGGGACAUGGGGAGCCCGGAGCGAGGGCGGCGCCCGGAGCCUCCGCAGGAAGACGAAGGGGGAACGCCGGGCGCCGGCAGGCUGUAUAUCUGCUCAGGAUGCGGCCUGGCCUUCGGACCGCCCACGGACCAGGGAAGCCACCGGUGCCCGCCCCCCGCCUCCUCCACCCCGGCCGUCGCCACUGCCCCGCCCUUCCGCUACCUCUUCCCCGCCGGCCCUGGACUGCCGGGCCCCACCUACGCCCUGGGCCAGCCCCUGCGCCUCCUAUGCCCGGCGCCCUCCCCCCGACCCCGCGCUCCCGGGGUCCCCGGUAAGCUCUAUCCCUGCGGGGCCUGCGGACGCACCUUCGGGCGCUCCUCCAACCUGGCCCGGCACCGGCGCAGCCACACGGGCGCGCAGCCCUACCAGUGCGCUGACUGCGGCAAGCGCUUCAACUACCCCUCGGAGCUGGAGACACACCAGCGGGUCCACACCGGCGAGCGGCCCUUUACUUGCGCCGUCUGCGGUAAGGGCUUCACCCAGUCCUCCAACCUGCUGACUCACCAGCGGGUCCACACCGGCGAGCGGCCCUUCACCUGCGCCCUGUGCGGCAAGGGCUUCACCUGCUCCUCCAAGCUGCUGACCCAUCACCGGGUCCACACCGACGAGCGCCCCUUCGCCUGCCCCGACUGCGGCAAAGGCUUCAAAAGCUCCAAGGAACUGAUGAUGCACCAGCGCAUCCACACCGGCGAGCGGCCCUUCACCUGCGCCCGCUGCGGGAAGCGCUUCACCCGCUCCUCCGACAUGCUGACCCACCAGCGGGUGCACACCGACCGCCGGCCAUUCGGCUGCCCGCUCUGCGCCAAGCGCUUCAAGAGCGCCAAGGAGUUGACCCAACACGAACGCGUGCACACGGACGAGCGGCCCUUCCGCUGCACCCGCUGCGGCAAGCGCUUCAUGUACUCGUCCAACCUGCUGCGGCACCAGCGUAUCCACACCGCCCGGGGCGAGGCAGAGGACCAGGGGCUGGCAGGAGACGUAACCUCAUCCAGUGUCGCAGAAUGCCUUGGAGAUAUCUGUACCGAAGAGCUGAACUGUGGCACAGUGACCUCCGGUGUGCGUCUGACCCAGAGGAUAGGGGAGAUGGGAACAGAGCACGGGUGCUCCCGGAACAGCCCCGCCAAUAAUCCACACUAACACGCUGUGCUGGGAACUGUCUUCCCGAAAGGAAUUCCGAUCACCGCCGGAAACUGAUGUCCACCCCGCGUGUCAGCAUGCCGUGGGGAGUGACACAAUUCCCGACUAAGGGGGAUUUCUCCGUGAACGCGGACCUCAGCGUGUCCCGGGACCUCCAGAGGAGACGGCCAGGACAAUGUCUCCAAGUCGGACUGGUAGCCGACAUCGACUCCAGAAGAGCAGCCGGCCAAUCCUUGCUGUUGGUCGGUUCGUUCCCGAGGUGCUUCCUCGGUGUAUAGUUAAUGUACAGAGAGGCCCAAAACAGAUGUAA
Molecule: messenger RNA, 2676 nt
Organism: Mobula hypostoma (lesser devil ray)
Lineage: Eukaryota; Metazoa; Chordata; Chondrichthyes; Myliobatiformes; Myliobatidae
Product: zinc finger protein 239-like
Exons: 5
Coding region: 1011-2366 (451 amino acids)
Biological process (GO): regulation of transcription by RNA polymerase II
Molecular function (GO): DNA-binding transcription factor activity; RNA polymerase II cis-regulatory region sequence-specific DNA binding
Source: RefSeq, a predicted model, not a curated record